Prosopis cineraria is the source of this 897-nucleotide messenger RNA. RefSeq lists its product as uncharacterized. Lineage: Eukaryota; Viridiplantae; Streptophyta; Magnoliopsida; Fabales; Fabaceae. The coding region runs from base 1 to 897 and encodes 298 amino acids. The record is from RefSeq and is a predicted model, not a curated record. The transcript has 3 exons.
AUGAAGGAAAUCCAUAAGAUGAAGCUGCAACAUGAACAAGCGGCUGAAAUUUUGAACUUCGUUUGUGAGAAUCUAAAAUUUCUGGAUCAGAAGAAAAAUAGCCAAAUUGCAGUAGCUCUGAGAGUUGCAGCUCAGGAUGGGAAUUUAGUAUCAUCACUCGUUUUCUCCCCUGACAAUAAUACUUUGCUGCACGUGGCAGCCAUGUUAGCUCCUGCUUCAAGACUCAAUCACAUAUCCGGUGCUACUUUGCGAUUGCAAAGAGAAAUGCAGUGGUUCAAGGUUGUAGAGAGUGUGAUGGAUCCUGGAAAUAGGCUUCGUCAUAAUGUUAAUGGAUUGACUCCUCUGGACUAUUUCAAAAUAAGCCACGAAGAACUGAGGAAUAAAGGGGAGAAAUGGAUGAAAGUUACUGCAUCUUCUUGCUCAGUUGUUGGUGCUCUCAUCACGACCGUCAUGUUUGCUGCAGUUUAUACAGUUCCAGGAGGAUAUGAUCAAUCUUCUGGGUACCCAAUUUUCGUGAAAGAAAAGCUGUUCAAAAUUUUCUUAAUUUCAGAUGCAUUGUCAUUGUUUGCUUCUAUCACUUCUAUGCUCACAUUUUUAGGAAUCCUUACGUCACGCUAUACAGAAGAAGACUUCCUUCACUCCUUGCCUAAAAAGCUGAUCAUGGGCCUUUCUACACUUUUUUUCUCCAUUGCAACUAUGUUGAUUGCAUUUUCUGCAACAAUGAUUAUCAUGUUGGAGCAUAACUCAUCCCGUUUAGGAGCUUUUUUUCCUGUUAUUAUGCUUACUAGUGUUCAAGUAGUCCUUUUUGUGUUAUUACAAUUCCCUCUCCUUGUCGAAAUAAUUACGUCUACUUAUGGUCGCGGCAUUUUAAACAAGAAGGUGCAGAAGUGGCCAUGA